Molecule: messenger RNA, 1467 nt
Organism: Suillus subalutaceus
Lineage: Eukaryota; Fungi; Basidiomycota; Agaricomycetes; Boletales; Suillaceae
Exons: 13
Coding region: 332-1318 (328 amino acids)
Source: RefSeq, a predicted model, not a curated record
CUUUCCGCUGCAGGGAGAUAGUAGUCCCGAGCACUAUACCCAUCAUCAAGGCGCUGCAAACACAAGUAUAGAGCAUCAGAUGGGCGAUGAUGUUACGGGCUGUGUUGCCAAGUACACGAAUUUGGAGAUAUGAGUCGUUCCCUCUGAAGAUACUUUCGGUGAUUGAGACUCAACUUCCCUGGCAAGCGCAUUGUUAUAUGUAUUUCACACAUCAAACUUGAGCUUGAGGCUGCUUCAUCUCUAUCUUUUGCAAGUUUGCGGUUGUUACACUCGAGCUUUCCGAGCCAUUCGUCUCGCAUUUCCAUCUACUACCUAACGUUUUCUGUGCACGAUGAAUAGCUUAGAAGGAUCCACGAGCGACUUUGAUGCAAGUGUUGUCAUCGGGCCCGUGCAAGUCUUUGGGCUUUUGAGUAGUGCAUUGUUCGGCUGCCUUGCCUGCCAGUCCUACGUGUAUUUUGCAAAGUUCACGAGCGAUGGUCUCGCCCUGAAAGCAACUGUAUCUGCAGUCCUCUUGAUUCAGUUGGGCCAUUUCGUCUGCAUAAUGUCAAUGUUGUGGACAAUGACCGUCAGCACCUAUGGUGACCCGUCUCAACUCAAUGUUUUUCCCCUAGCGGCAGAUAUGGUCAUUCUGUUGAGCAGCUUUACCGUAUCCAUUGUGCAGUCAUUUUAUGCAUUUCGACUUUGGAAGUUGUCUAGAAAUGUUUCCUUAUCCAUUCUUUGCCAAAUGUUUUCCGUGGUUGCGCAAAUUUCGACAUUUAUUCUCUCAGCAAGGGCGUUUUCUAUGACGGACCUCACAAUGUUUGAAGCCCGUCAAAGCUUGCUGAUUAUGCUCGCUUUCACCACACGUGCAGUCUGUGAUUGGAUCACCACCGCUGGUAUCGCGUGGAAUUUAAAAAAGAAACGAGGCUCUGACAUCAUAGACACGACGACAAUGAUCGACCGGUUGAUUUAUUGGACUAUCGAAACCGCUCUGAUCACCAGUUUGCUCGCCGUCACGGUGAUAAUAUUGCUUCUAGUCCUGAAACAGAACUAUGUGUGGUUUGGAGCAUGGUUGACGUGGCCUAAUGUCAUUGGGAACUCCAUGUUGAUCUCGUUAAAUCGGCGGUUACUCCUUCAGGAGACUCGGAUGCCCUCAAGAAGUCAUGUCCAGAGUCGUGAUGGUGGUUUGAGCACGAAUAUUGUGUUCAGAGCCGAAGCUACGCAACCACAAACAGUCCCACUGAAGAACCUCAACGUGUCCCAAGAAGCAGAACACCCAAUUGAUCAGGAACAAUGGCAGGAUUGCAAGCCUGUGAUCCACUUACGAGAAUGUGUUUAGCAGAUGAUGAAACUCGUUUCUGACUACGAUGUAUGAUGAGAUGAUUUAUUCUUUACAUUUUGUAGGUUGGCAUUAUUAGCCACCAUGAUAGCAUUCAAAUGUUCUUUUCUGGCACCAUCGGUGCCUGCCAGUACAUGCUAGUAUGCGCC